UGUUUUAUUUGUAACAGGUUUUUUUGUGAAAAAAAAAGAGUGUCAAAUUUUCAAUCAACCAAUUUUUGGCUCUUGUUAUUAUUUUUACUAAUUGUUUGAUAGCCAAACACUGAAAAAAAAAAACAGUCAAUUGCACAACUAAUUCGAUUUUCCGCAGUUGUUUCCCGAAGUUGAAGGACAUUUUUUUAAAAUUAAGUCCGGACCUGUUAAAGCGGUUCGCGGAUCCUCGCUGCCAAAUGGUCGAGAUUCGUUCUCCUGAGUUUCCAUUGAUUUAUUGUUCGCGAGGCAGGCGCAGGGCGCAGUAUUUGGUGUUUUCUCCAUGAUGAUGAUGUUUUAGUUUUAUCCAUUUGGGUUUAAUAUAGUGUAGACCAUAGAGGAAAUUUCAGAAUUUUCUGUUAUUUGUGUUGAAAAUUAUUUGUUUUUGGUGAAUUUGCAAUUAUAUCAAUAAUUCAAGAUAAUACCUACAAAAUGCACAGGAAUGUGGAUCAGUGGUGUCCUGAAAAAUCCUUUCUAAAUUCAUUAAGAGAUGUACUGCAAGAGGCUUUGAUUCCAGACAGUGAGGUGCAGAAAAAUGUCCAGGAAAAACUUGGCUACAUUCAGAACAUGCCAGACUUUACCUUCUACCUUCUUUAUGUUCUUGGAGAGCCUUCCUUCCCAGAUGAUAUCCGAUCUUUAAGCGGAAUAUUAUUGAAAAACAAUCUUCUUACAACAUAUCCAACGUUAACCCGAGAAGGUGCUUCAAAAUUAAAGCAGCAAUGCCAAUAUCUACUGAUGGAUCCUUCAAGAGAUGUAAGAUUAAGUAUUUCUAAUGUUAUAGUCAGUAUUGCAAGAGAUAAUUUGAAAGAUUGGGAAGAAAUAAUACCAUUUUUAAUUAAAGCAUUUACUGCCCAGAAUGAAUUUAGUGAAAUUGCUUUGAUAACAUUAUUCAAAAUUUGUGAAGAUCUGAUUACGUAUCAAAAAAGCCAAGAGGAAAUUCAUGGUAUUACCAAAGAAGUAUUUCCAAAAUUUAUCGACUAUUUAUGUAAAGACGAUUGUAGAAUGCAUCAAGACAUUCUAAGACUAACAAAUCAAUGUUUGCAAGAUCAUUUCAAUAUUAUGAAGCAAUCAUUGGAUUUGGGCUUAUAUUUACGCCACGUAAUCCGUUUAGCUGACACUGAUGAUGCUGAAUUGCAAAAAUAUGUUUGUCAUACUUUUACAAUUUUUGUUGACAAACAAGAGGAAUCUCUUCUUCCCCAUUUACAUGAUGUAAUCAUGUAUUUAUUGAACAAAAGCCAACAUGAAGAUGCCGAAGUUGCUUUACAAGCCUGUGAAUUUUGGUUGGCAAUAACAAAAGUAUCAACUUGCAAAGAUAUUUUAUCUGCUUACAUAAACAAAUUAGUGCCGAUAUUACUGAAAAAUAUGAGAUAUUCAGAAACAGAAUUAAAUAUUAUGAGAGAUUAUCUAGGUUCCGAUGCUAAUACUAAAGAUUUGGCUAAAGAUAUUGCUCCAUUUCAUGGUGCGACACAUAGAAAUAUUGAAGAAGAUGAAUUAAGUAAUGAAGACAAUGCUGCAAAUGAAGAUUUUGACGAUUUUUACAUGGGAUGGACUCUAAGAAAAUGCAGUGCUGCUUCUUUGGAUUCUAUAGCAGUCAAAUUUAGAGAAGAUCUUCUGCCUAUUAUUGUGCCAUAUCUUAGUGAAAUGUUGAAUCAUAAUGAUUAUUUAGUGAAGGAAAGUGCAAUAUUAGCUCUUGGUGCUAUAGCAGAAGGGUGUAUCAUUGGUCUUAGGAAUCAACUGCCUGACCUUAUUCAGUUUUUACAAGCUUCCAUGAACGAUGGGCAUUCAGUUGUGCGUGUAAUAACUUGUUGGACUCUGAGUCGAUAUGCUUCCUGGAUAAUUAAUGUAAGACCUGACUCACCUAAUAUGUAUUUCAUCCCUAUAAUGAUACUUAUUUUAAAACAUUUCGUGGAUAAUAAUAAAAGAGUGCAGCGCGCUGCUAUUUCUGCCUUUUGCAUCUUUCAAGAAGAAGCUCAAAUGAAACUAAUUCCCUACAUUAAUAUAAUUGUAGAAGGUUUUUUGUUAGGGUUUGAAAGGUUUCAUUGUAGAAGUUUGUACUUGUUAUAUGAUGCUAUUGGAGCUCUAGCUCAAUCAGUAGGUAACCAUUUGAAUGAUCCAGAAUAUGUUUCCAAAUUGCUACCACCCUUAAUGCAAAAAUUUACUCAGUGUGAUAAUUAUUUUGAUGAUCAUUUUAUUGCAGUUUUAGAAUGUUUGGCAAACCUUAUUCCUUCUUUAGAAUUGUCUUUUCUUCCAUAUGCUGAGGUAGUUUUUUGGCAUUGUUUGCAAUUAAUGCAUGAUACUUUAAUUUCUUGUCUCAAUUUUCAAGAACAUCCCAAUGAAUAUGAUCCGCCAGAUAAAGAACCAAUGAGUGUCGCUCAUGACGUUCUCUAUAGCAUGGCUUUAGGGUUGAAAGGUCAUUUUGUCAAAUUUGUCACCAAUAGUAGUUUGCCAUUUGUGCUCUAUGCAACAAUUCAAGAUAGUUCCGUAAUAAUAAGGCAAACUUCUAUUGCUUUGUAUGGAGAGCUUAUAUCAUUAUGUUACCCAUAUCUAUCUUCAAAUGUCAAUGAUUAUAUUCCUUUAAUAAUUAGAAAUUUGGAUGAACAAAAUGAUGGAGUAUGCAACAAUGCUGCAUGGGUUAUAAGUAAAUUAUGUUCAGUUAUGGGUCCAAGUAUCCAACCAUAUGCUCCAGAUAUAAUUCUGCGUUUCAUUAAUAUUGUUAAAGAUCCGGCUGUUGCCAGAACCAUGCAUCAAACUGCGGCAAUUGCGUUGUGUACUACUUUAUUCGUUUGUCCUGAUGUUAAUGUCCCCAAUUUGGAUGUUAUUUUGAAAAACUGUUGCAUACUUAUAAGAAAUGUCAGAGAUUCUGAUGAGAAGGAUUUAGCGUUUAGGGGUUUAUGUGCAAUGAUCGUUAGAUGUCCUGAUUUUAACAACAAGUACUUCAUAUUUUUCUGCGAUGCUGCUGCUUCCUGGUUCAAUAUAAAACCAGAUUUGAAAGAUAAUAUCAGAAAUGUGAUGAUGUCAUUUCAAAAUGAUUGUAGAGAAAACAGCUGGGCCCAGUUUUCCGGUCAAUUUCCUAGUAAUCUUAAAGCAAGACUACACGAAUUAUAUGGGGUUUGAUAAACCUACACUUAUUUAGCUAGGGGAUUAAAAAGAUUUGUGGGAAUGCUUGAGUGCGCCUGCCUUAAAUUUAAACUUUUAAAAUUGUUCUCAAUAUGAUACAGGUGGGAAGUUUUCAGAUAUACAGAAUCUCUCAGUUUACAAACAAGUGACUUUAAAAUUGGGGCCCCCUAUUUUGAUGAAAUGCUUCGGGAGAUAACUAAGAAUUUAAGUUACUUUUUCAUUUGUGGUUCACUAAGGUAAAGUAAAACAAAAACAAAUGGGGUUAUAUUUUUAUAUAAAGUACCUAAUUAUAUUAGCGCGGUAAUUGAACAAAAACUAUUAUUUUAAUAUUUCCACUCACUAGUUUAAUUUUUCCAAAAGUUAUUUUUGGGGUUUUGUUAUCUAUUUUUCAAAAUCUAAAUAAUGCAGGGUAGUAGCAAAGUAAGACUUGAAAUUGUUUUGAUAUUUAUCGUCCCAUAGUCCCUGUAAACAACAGACUUCUACCUUUAUACGUAGUGUGGUCAUGUUUUUUGUAUUCUAUUUCUCAAUAAUUCAUCAUUAUUUGGGAAAGAACAAACAUCCUCAAAAUUGGAUUUCUUGAAAGUGGCCUUAUUGGAAUUUGUUGAUUACAUGGAGUAUGUACAGGAUUAUUGGUUGUAAGUGGACCACCCACUUAACUCGUUUAUUUUUGUAGUAGGUAAGAAAAAAUGAAAGCUAAUUUGUUUAAACAGGCUUCCAUCUAAUUCAUACAGGGUGAUCCAAUUUACCAGUAUAAUAUUAUUUUUUCUGUUAGAUAUUUUCUUCCUGAUUCGAAAUAUACAGGGUGGCCACACGAAAACGAAACAAGCUACUUUUCGUGUACUUCCAGUUUUUGUUUUAAUUGAUUUUAACCGUCGAUUUAGUUUCUGAAGGGGAAAAAUUUUCCUCAUUAUUAUUUACUAAGCAACUCUACCCCUUAGCGGGGGUGAGUGGCACCUUCAAAAUUGUAAUUGUGUUUCGACGGCCUUUUUACUCUUAUUACCUUCUCGAAGUUUGAAGUCGCUGUUAUCAUCCCUAAUUAAAUGACAGCUUGUCAAAGUUUUCACAAAAAAUUUCGAAAAGAAACCAACUACUUCUCGGGUAGGUACUUUCGUGAAUUAUAAUGAAGAAAAUGUUUUCCCUUCCAAAACUAAAUCGGCUCGUAGGAGCAAUUUGAAAAUAAAAAAAAAAACUGGAAGUACACGAAAAGUAGCUUGUUUCGUUUUCGAUUGGCCACCCUGUAUAUAGUUUGUUGGGUCUAUCCUAAAUAAGAUAUUUUUCACUUAUUACGUUUUAUUUCAAUAUUAUUUUCCGUUGGUCAGUAUAGAAGGCCAUGCUUGCUACAACGCUAUUUCUAUAGUGGGUGGUCAAUUUAUAACCAAUAACCCGGUAUACUACAUAUUUUUAGUUGUAAGAAAUACACGUUUUUAAUUUAUUCUCCUAGUUGAAUGUUUAUGACAUGUGCCAAAUAAUAAAGCCAAAACAUUUCUACUAUGUAUUGUUUUCCUGAGUGUGAGUGCUUUAUUACCUACUUACUGUGAAUUUAUCAUUUAACAUUUUUGUCAUACUUAUUACUUAUAUCGUUAUUUUUACUAAUUCAAUUAUUUAGCUACUUGUUUUAUAUUUAUCAUUUAGAUAUAUGUAUUAUUGCUUAUGUAGGGUGACAAUUUGAAAACUUGCGAUGUGCUGAACUCUGUACUGACUAAAAUGUGUUGGUUUUUAAAAUAUAGAGCCAAUAGCAAAUUUUCAAAUUAUUGUUCCCAUUGUAGCUUCAUUUACCCUUUAUGCAGUAUUAUUUACUCAACUAGGUAUACUUAGAAUAUUAUUUGCCUUUUUACUUUUUCAUUUAUGAAUUUGACAUUUUUAAUAAAAAAAUCUUAUUCCUAUUGAGUCAGUUACGUUAAUUUUGUUAGAAAAGAAGUUCUAUGUCUUAUGUUUCACGUACACUCCUAGAGUUGACUCAGUUUUGUAUUUUUUUUUAGGCAAUAAACGUUUUUUCAUAAUGUGAUGCAUUAGUUUUAUUUUUUUUUCGGCAUUAUAGAAUAUAGAUUACCA
Molecule: messenger RNA, 5205 nt
Organism: Ceutorhynchus assimilis (cabbage seed weevil)
Lineage: Eukaryota; Metazoa; Arthropoda; Insecta; Coleoptera; Curculionidae
Source: the annotation of a GenBank genome assembly